Rhopilema esculentum is the source of this 827-nucleotide messenger RNA. NCBI's taxonomy places the organism in Eukaryota, Metazoa, Cnidaria, Scyphozoa, Rhizostomeae, Rhizostomatidae. The record is from RefSeq and is a predicted model, not a curated record.
AAUCCUAUUGGAUAAAAAGUAGAUGACGUGAAUCUUGAAGACAAUAAGAUACAAUUUAUUAAAAAGUAUAAAUAAGGGCUUUUAGUGCAACUGUUUUACUCGACGGUUUUCUAAGCAUCGUGAAACACCGAAAGAAUCGACAUGGAUCUCAAAUUCGUUGGAAUUCUUCUUCUACUUGCCGCAGCAGUUUACACUGCCCAUGUUCAAAAGGACAAGGAAGAAGACCCUGAAGAAGCAGCUUUUGAAGACUUCGACGAGGAGGAUGAGGUUGAUCAAGAAAAUAUCUCGAAACGAAAAGACGCAGUGAAUAGAGUGGAUAUGGGCCAGUUCGUUUCAGGCAGAAAUAGAUUCUGCACUUGCAAGGUGCCACAUGUACUGGGAGACGAACCAGAAGAAAGCAGAGAUCAAUCUCGUGAACGUAUUAACUCAUUUGCUGAUGAAGCUCAAUAUGACAGGGCUAAAGAGAAUCCUGAAGUUUUGAUCAAAUUGGUGAAACCAUACUUCAAGACCAUGAGCCUAAAAUGUCAUUGCACUGCCAACAAACCUGUUGUGAGGCUGUUGGAGUUCGUACAUUUGGCUAAAGUCGCUGAAAAUAAAGCAAAGGUCGAAUUCUUGAGUAAACUGCGUUCCUUGAUCAAGGUCGUGAAGAAGCAAUAGUAGACGUUAAAGAGACAGAAUCAGUUCUGAGCUUGGUUUUAAUUUUUUACUCUUCACUUAAAAGGACGUUAAGAGGAACGUUUUUCUCUAAGCUAAUUGCAUUUUUUGAACAGAUUUAUAGAUAGCACGUUUUUCUUUAGCUUUUUAUAUUACAGCAGACAUUUUUGUGG